Molecule: messenger RNA, 850 nt
Organism: Lobosporangium transversale
Lineage: Eukaryota; Fungi; Mortierellomycota; Mortierellomycetes; Mortierellales; Mortierellaceae
Exons: 6
Coding region: 84-725 (213 amino acids)
Biological process (GO): cytoskeleton organization
Molecular function (GO): actin binding
Source: RefSeq, a predicted model, not a curated record
ACUCACCCCACAUUGUUCAUACUUUGCUCUCCAAUAAGAUUUUCCCCUCUUCUUGAUCCCGAUUUUUAUUUUUUUUGUGAAACAUGAAUUCGGUUAAAGGCCAGGCCAGAGCCCUUUCUACUACUGGGAGGGUCAACGCCAAGGAGAGUGCGACUCAUCUCAUUAGAGAUGUUAAAGAUGACCAGAAAGUGAUUCAGGUCGAGGACCGUAAGGCAUUUUAUCUCAUGAACUGCGAGAACUGCGAUUAUACUAUUCAGGGCAAGCCUAUUAAGCUCUCAAUUGAAAACUGCAAGAAUUUGGUCCUCCGUGUCGAAGGGAAGAUCAUGACAGGCAUUGUUGACAUUUGGAGGAGCGAGAAUAUCUCGUUGGAUUUUGAACGAUCUGUGUCCAUGUUUCAAUUGGAUAACGUUAAUACUCUUACGCUCGGCUUACCUGAUGCAGAACAUUUUGGGUCCAUGGUUUGGGCAGGUGUUGAAGAUCUCACCCUCCGACUUGGCGCCGACGUGCACUCGUUAAGCUACAGCGAUCUGCAGUCCAGAAAUCCAGAUUUACGCCCUGAUAUGGAUCAAUUCAAGACAACGGUGAUUGAUGGCAGUAUUAUGACUGAAGCUAUUGUGCGUCUUGACAGUGGAUACCCUACCACGCGAGCAGAGGAGGCCAACUACCAACAACUGGAGAGACAAAAGGAUGAGGUGCUGCGCCCACCAGUUGCGAAUGAUGACUAAUAUAUUGACUACGGGAUUAAUAGUUUUUUAACAUUAUUUAUGGUUUAUGAAACGACCGCAGUGCAGACAGCGUCAUUUGCGUCUUACAAGCAAGCGCUUCUAGUAAAAUAAAUAGAAAAUGAAAG